CAGUCUCUCUUUAACGACCCCCUGGGCUGUUGCUUUUGCAUUUCAUUACACUUACUCUUGUUAGACUCAUGGGGAUGGAUGUCGUUGCAUGAUUUUCACUCACCAAAUUUUGAGAAAUGGCUUCCCAGCCGGGCCCUGUGAUGGAGUUCCUUGGUCGAGUGGCAUAUGAACUUCAUCUGAUGCGACCCCUUUUCCCUACUUACCUCCAUCUCCUGGUCUCAGCAAUCUUCCCAAUCUACACUGCAGCUCACGCUUCUCUGACACGACCGCCAUGUGCGGCUCCGGAAAAGGGAGAACGAAAGCGGGUGCGUGACGACGUUGGUGAUGACGAUGAAGAACUUGAUUCACGCACGAUCGAGACAUUGACCCCGUCAGAUGCAUUGCUAUUCCCCUUAUUGGCCGGUGCGACAUUAGCGUUGCUAUACUUCAUUCUGAAAUGGCUUCAGGACCCGGCUUGGCUGAACUGGUGCCUGGGACUAUAUUUCUCCCAAAUAGGACUCUUCUUCGCAACGAGAUUUUUAAAGGACGCCUUCUCUUUGCUGCGAUCCUUUUCACUCCCAACGAGCUAUUCGGGUGCCGGUCAAAUAUGGAAGGUCGAUCAGAAAGCAAGAUGCUUCAUAUCAAACAGCGGACAAAUCAGUCAAUCGCCACUCCCGGGUUGGCUUCGUCAUCUCCCCCUUCCAAGCCCCAUCAGUCGACGUAUAUGGACCCUCCGCAAAGGCUUGUAUUUGAAAGCGCAACUGGAUUUCCGCCUGCACCGUAUACUUGGUGUAAAAACAUCUGUGGAUCUUCUGGGCGUGGUCAGCCUUAGCCUCGCAUCCGCAUUGGUCUAUGUCCAUACCUUCAUCGCGAAGCCAUGGUAUUUGACAAAUUUCUUGGGGUUUUCUUUCUGUUACGGUUCUCUUCAAUUUAUUACACCUACUACUGCCUGGACGGGGACAUUAAUCCUCGGUGCACUCUUCUUCUACGACAUCUACUUUGUUUUCUUCACACCAAUGAUGGUGACGGUGGCAACUAAGCUUGACGUCCCGAUCAAAUUACUUUUCCCUCGUCCUGAUGGCUGUGUUUACCCAGUAGGAGCGCCGGAAGGAUCACAGGCGAUGGAAGAGUAUCUUCAAUGUCUGGCCAAGAAUCGGACAAUGGCCAUGCUUGGGCUUGGCGACAUCGUGGUGCCAGGCAUGUUACUGGCUUUUGCCCUAAGGUUUGACCUCUACUUGUUUUACCUCAGGCAGAGCAACAGCACUGGAAAUGUGGAACAGGAAGUGUCGGGUGAUAAGAAGCAAACAAGCCCAACCUAUCUGGGCGCGAGGGGCAAGUGGGGAGAGCGCUUUUGGACCGGACGCAGACUCUGGGGCAAAGAGCUCCAAGCAAGAAGUUUUCCCAAGCCGUACUUUUAUGCCACAGCGGUGGGGUACAUCAUCGGCAUGCUUGCAACGGUGACGGUAAUGCAAGUCGCACAGCAUGCUCAGCCAGCCCUUUUGUAUCUCGUUCCGGGUGUUCUGUUGUCAUUAUGGGGCACCGCUUUGUUCAGAGGCGAUCUCAAGCUGCUUUUCGACUAUAGCGAGUCUCCAGAGAUGGAACAGACAAGCAAAGAGGAGAAAGCAAAAGAACCCAAGCAGAACAAAUCCGAAGAUAAGUCAGUCUGCGAUGCUGAACCGGGACAUGACAAAGACGGUGUGGGAGUUGAUGUGGAGCAGAAGCCUGAAGUCCAUGUCCAGAAGACAGGGGAAACCCGCAAAGGCGACAAAGACCAGCUCUGUUUGAUUCAUUUUGCCAUCACACUGCCCAUAGAGCCUUCAGGCUCUGACGUCAAAACGAUAGCUGACGGCACUACACAAGCGCUUUCGCACGAAUCAUGUCCAACCGACAAGAUGGACACAAUACCCGAGAACGUAGAGGGACGAAUCCGAGAUCGAGAGAAUGAAGGCGAGCCGCCGGGGAAGAGGGCUAGGAAGCAGUGAUUAUGAUCAAAAUCGAGUGUGCACGAUGCAUUUGUUUCGGACGGCAUGGACAUGGGCAUGGGCAUGCCUGGAGCAUAGCGAGGACCAGAGUUACGGGCCAAGGGAUGGAUGAACUUUGUGGUCAAGCUCACUACAGUGACUAGAAUUGGUAGCCUAUCUCUUGAGUGGGUUUUGCCAACGAGUUCGCCGAUUGUGAUCAAAACAUGAUAUCACAGCGGGAUGUCGGUUCAAGUACCAGGUUGGUCACUUUUUAAACGCCCAUAUGCUUCUUUCUCUGCCUUUAUUUGUUCAGUUCUUGUGCUUUGGCCCUGAGUUCGUCCUUGGAAGGUGCUUCGGUCGGGAUGUCUGGAGCAUUGCAGUGUAAGUACUAUGAACAUGACCUCGUGACCUGGGGAGACGAAGCUGAGGGACAACAUACCAUCUGAGAUCUGAGGACCCUUGCCUUGAUGAUGAUGAGGCUGAGCCUUUUGAUG
Exophiala mesophila is the source of this 2434-nucleotide messenger RNA. RefSeq lists its product as uncharacterized. The record is from RefSeq and is a predicted model, not a curated record. Gene Ontology annotation, biological process: membrane protein proteolysis. The transcript has a single exon. Gene Ontology annotation, molecular function: aspartic endopeptidase activity, intramembrane cleaving. The coding region runs from base 117 to 1961 and encodes 614 amino acids. Gene Ontology annotation, cellular component: cytoplasmic side of endoplasmic reticulum membrane; lumenal side of endoplasmic reticulum membrane; membrane. Lineage: Eukaryota; Fungi; Ascomycota; Eurotiomycetes; Chaetothyriales; Herpotrichiellaceae.